AUGACUUCGGAUAGGGUGCAGGAUUCAUCUUCACAUGCCUUUCCUACCAAGCAGCUCACGAUCCUUGCAAUAUGUCGGUUCUCGGAGCCAAUCGCCUUCAACUCCAUCCUCGCGUACACGUACGUGAUGGUGCAGGACCUGCACGGCGGCGACGACACCGACGCCUCCUUCUACGCCGGCCUCCUGGUCUCGGCGUACGCCGUCGCCGAGGCCCUGACCGCCAUCGGCUGGGGCGCGCUCUCGGACAGGUACGGUAGGAAGCCGGUCGUGCUCUUCGGGCUCGGCGGCGUCGCCAUUUCCAGUCUCAUCUUCGGCCUGGCGACUAAGUACUGGGUAGCGCUAUUGGCUAGAUUUAUCGGCGGCGCCUUGAAUGGGAAUGUUGCCGUAAUGCAAACGAUGGUUGCGGAAAUGGUCAAGAUGCCGGAGCACGAGCCCAAAGCCUACGCCACCCAGCCCUUCGUCUGGACUCUAGGCGGGAUUAUCGGAUCCGCCAUGGGAGGAUUUCUAGCCCAGCCGGCGGUAUUCUAUCCCUCGCUAUUUCCCGCCGAUGGCAUCUUCGGACGAUACCCUUAUCUACUGCCGAAUCUCGUGUCGGUCAUCGUCAUCGUGUUGGCUAUUAUACAGGGGAUACUUUUCCUCGAGGAAACUAAUCCGCGACACGGAAAGACUACCUAUCUUGAAACCGUCUUCGAAGACGAUGACGAUGUCGUCGAUGAGCGUACUCCGCUCCACCGCCGUCCCAAGGAUCGAAGAUCAUCCGCUCGGAGCCACUCGUGCGCCGCAAGCGAUAGACCGGUAUUUAUCGAGGAAAGUCUUCCGGUGCCAGUCGAGCAGAACUUCGAUCUGAGGAGGUCGUCUUUUGGGACCGUGCGUUCGAUCAAGCUUCUUCCUAGCUCCCCGAAGCAGAACGAGGGGUUUAAUGGCCGGGCCUUCAAUUUCACCAUCAUAAUGGUAACCAUCGCACUCGUCCUAGUUUCAUACCAUCAGAUGGCGUUCAAUACCCUUCUACCUACGCAUCUCUUAGAUAGGCCAGCGGCGGCUCCAGGCCAACUUGAUUUGAUCGGUGGCUUGGGGUACACUGUCCACGACGUAGGAAUCUACUUGUCUGUUAAUGGGAUCCUCGGUCUGCUCAUUCAGGGGUUCAUAUUCCCGAUUUUCGUAGACAAGAUCGGAGUAUGGAAGUCGUUUCUCAUCAACAUCGUUUUCUAUCCUCUAGCAUACGUGGUCAUGCCUUUCUUAUCUGCUUUGCCCCCUUCACUUGUAUCCCCCGGAAUUUAUUUCUCCAUGAUCCUACAGAGCCUCUUCGGUAUCAUUGUUAUUCCCUGCGCUCUCAUUCUGUUGAAAGAUGCCACGCCGUCUCCACUCGUGCUUGGGAAGGUCAACGGAUUAGCUAUGUCUGCUUGCUGUUUAGCUCGAACCGUAUCCCCGCCACUAGUAGGUAUCAUCUACAGUGCUGGUGGUUCCGCGGCUGCUUGGUUUAGCUGCUCUGGCGUCGCAGUAAUCGGGAUUAUACAACUCCUCUGGGUACCAAGGAAGCAUGUACGUACCGUUAUGGUCAAGAACAGUACGAUGGUGAGUAAAAGCCGGCCGGAUUUGCGAAGUGAGGAAACAGAAAUCUGUCCUGCUAUAUCGGAGUAA
Daldinia childiae is the source of this 1638-nucleotide messenger RNA. RefSeq lists its product as uncharacterized. NCBI's taxonomy places the organism in Eukaryota, Fungi, Ascomycota, Sordariomycetes, Xylariales, Hypoxylaceae. The transcript is spliced from 3 exons. Gene Ontology annotation, biological process: transmembrane transport. Gene Ontology annotation, molecular function: transmembrane transporter activity. The coding region runs from base 1 to 1638 and encodes 545 amino acids. The record is from RefSeq and is a predicted model, not a curated record.